Messenger RNA from Peronospora matthiolae, 270 nucleotides. The record is from the annotation of a GenBank genome assembly. Lineage: Eukaryota; Oomycota; Peronosporomycetes; Peronosporales; Peronosporaceae.
AUGUUUCAAGCUGGACGUAUGCACGUCUGUAUGGACAUGCACGUGCUCAUGGCCAGUGGACAAGACGACGUCGGUCUAACUCGAGCUGAGUAUCUCGAGAUGGGGUCGAUGCCCACUGCUCGAGUCGCUACUCGACUCAAAACUCGACCACGAAUUCCUAUUGAAAGACAAACUUGGACGUUCAAGUUCGACAGUCGUCGUCGCAUGGAUGCAAGCCAAGCUACAAAAUCGAUUGACAAGGUGCGAGCACAAGCUCUUCAACAUCAGUAG